Molecule: messenger RNA, 984 nt
Organism: Aspergillus wentii DTO 134E9
Lineage: Eukaryota; Fungi; Ascomycota; Eurotiomycetes; Eurotiales; Aspergillaceae
Product: CorA family magnesium transporter
Exons: 1
Coding region: 1-984 (327 amino acids)
Biological process (GO): mitochondrial magnesium ion transmembrane transport
Cellular component (GO): mitochondrial inner membrane
Molecular function (GO): magnesium ion transmembrane transporter activity
Source: RefSeq, a predicted model, not a curated record
AUGCACUGCACCCUCUACUCCGCGCAGCACAGCACUCUCCCCGCCCGCACGCAAAAGACCAAACUCGACAUCGCGCGCCAAUACGGGCUCGACGCGCGCGAUCUCCGCACCAUCGAUCUCCCAUCCGAGGGCCUCCCGCAAAUCCUCAUCCGGGAAUCGACGAUGUUGAUUAAUUUCUUUAAUUUACGGCUCCUCGUGCAGGCGGAUCAGGUGCUGCUGUUCCACGUGAAUGACACCGCGGGCCGCCGGGAGGAUAUCACCACGCACCGGGUUUUCGCGCACGACCUGGAGGGCAAGCUCCGGGGGGAUCCGGGGCUGGGCGUUUCUGCUAACUUGCCGUAUGAGCUGCGUGUGCUUGAGGCGGCGCUGGCGUCGGUUACUUCCACGCUGGAGGCGGAGUAUGUCAUGGCUAAGAAGGAGGUGGUCGAUACGCUGGAGACGCUGGAUAAGGAGGAGAGUCUUGUUCAUUCGAAACUGCGCAGUCUGCUGGAUCUUGCACGAACACUGGCGUAUAUCGAGCAGCGCGCGACGCAAGUGCGCAGUACGCUCCAGGACCUGCUCAACACCGACGAAGACAUGGCGGAGAUGUAUCUCAGCGAUAAGCGGGCUGGGAAGAGACACGCCAUCCAGGACCAUCAGGACGUCGAGUAUCUGCUUGAAGCGUACUACAAAGCUAGUGAUGGCGUUGUGCAGUCUGUGGGCAGUCUACUAGGGAAUAUCCGACGAACAGAAGAAACAACACAGUCUAUCCUCGACGUCCGACGCAAUCAAAUCAUGGUUCUCGAGGCGAAGAUUGAGAUUAUCAUGCUGGGGCUCGCAGCUGCGACGCUCGUGGCGGGUCUGUACGGUAUGAAUGUCGUCAAUUACUCGGAGGAGAGUGAGAUGGCAUUUGGAGUGUUGACUUUGUGCUGUGUGGUUGGGACGUUGGGGAUUACGCGGUAUGGGAUGAGGAGAUUGAAGCAUAUUCAAAAGGUGCAUUUGUAG